CCGCGCGUGGUAGGACUGGUAGGAGGCUGCCGCGAUUCAAUUUCAGUCGAAGCGCGUCAGGCCGAGCGAUCGCCAGGGCGGUCGAGAACGGAGUCGGGCGAGAGCUCUCUUUUCCGCGCCACGAUUUUCGAAUCCCCGACCGAGAGAGACGGAGAGAGAGAGAGGGAGAGACAGCCUGCAUGGGCUCGCAGGUGCGCGAACGUGGACUAUAACGUGUGGCUGCGCGGCGUCGCGUCGGCUCUUUUCACGCAUCUUCGUCCCCUCCCCUCCGCCGCGGCCGGUCCGCUCGCUACGAGGGAGGCUUGCGCGCGCGCGAGAGUGUGCGUCGUGUACCUCCGGCGGUUGUCCCAGCAUCCAGUCGGUUUUUACGUGGCGCGCGUGCCCGGUCCGUUUGGCGCGCCGCGACGGCUCGAUCCGAGCCUGUCGCCCGGGAUUGUGAUUGUCCGACCGGGGUUCGCGGCUUACGCGCCGUCGUCGCCGGCAGCCCGAGUGGCGCGAGUCGAAUUUGAAACCGGCGAAAAAUGCAAAUGGCGGCGGUAACCGAGCGGAACGUUCGGCGCACUGGGCCGGCUCGCGCGGGCCAGUGAAUCGGGGGUUCGUUCGACGUGACACCGGGAGCAUUUCGAGAUGGACGUUGGUGAGGACGUGAAAUCGUUCGCUCGAAUAAUCACGUGACUGUGACGAUACUACGACUACGACGACGCCGCCGCGCGUACGUGUGUGAACGGCAUGAGCGGCUGGUAGGCGAGGUAGGUACGAAGGCAGGAUCGACAAUGGAAUUCGGGAGCUACAAGGGCACCGGACCCCGCGUCAGGCUGCGUCGACGCGCGGAAUUGGGCAGACGGCUCACCAGGAGGCUGUCCAUCGUCGCCAAGAUGCCGGCCGCGAUUCUCAGCAGAGCGAAUCCGCCGGAGCCGAGGCCAGUCGAGAUCACGGCGAUUGCACCUGACAAGACGCAGCUCACCUUAUCAGCCUCAUCGCCUGGAACUAUUUCCCCCGUGGUCGCGCCGAUACUUUUGAAAUAUCGCGUAUGCAGACCUCGACUGCUGCUUGCUGGAUCGAGGGCCGAAGUUGAUCCCGCGGCCGACGUAGCCCUUCUGCACGGCGAAGUUCUGCUCAUCGAAGACUCCGCAAAGCAAUUCGACGCGAUUGGAGAUACAGAUCGCAGGUACAGGGCUACAGAGAAGUUGUUGCACGUGGAAGAAGAGUAUCACGAAGCGUUGUGCAGUGCCAAAGACUUGUACGCCCGCCCGUUGGCACGGAGUUACCCCGAGUUUCACGAUGUUAUCUUUCAACCCCUCGCAGAUCUGUCGCGAGUCAGCGCGGAGCAUUGCCAGAGGAUCCGCGGGGUACUCGAAAAUUGGGACAGCGGUGCGUUCAAGCCGAGAGAUUUAUUCCCCGGCCCGUUUUGGAACUCUUACUGGGAAUACUUGGACAAGUACAGCGAGGCUAGGAGGACACUGGACGAGCUGAGGGCGACCGAGGAUCCCCUACUACACUUUCUCAGUCUUAAGCAGGCGGCCGCGAGGCACUCGCCCUUGUCCUUACUUCUUCUACCGUCUGAAUCUCGGGUACCGCGCGACUCGGGUAUUGCAAGGCGUACAGGAAAGUAUGCACCGAGAGAGGAAGCGGGAGGGGAAGGACCGCCCGAGAAUAGUGAAAUGAAUCUCACGAGAGAAAGGUGGAAUUCCCCUCUCGUGAGGAUACGUCGUCUAAUUAAUCGUGCCGUCAUUAAGCCUGAUUACAUUAAUUCGUUUUGAGUCGCGAGUCUCUCGAGUGCCGAGAGUAUCGCGAAUCUCCCUUCCCCCGCGGGAGAAUUAAAUUGCGGUUGACGCGGAUCUCACGGGGCCGGAAAUCGAGCUCUCGUGAGACGAUCGUAGAAGCUAUCGCAGAGUUUCGUAUUCUCGCUUCUGGACACUUGACUCUUCAGUGAAAGUCUUAUCUCGCGCGCCGCUGACGCAACGGCGCGCGCACGAGAGAGAGAGAGAGAGAGAGAGAGCAUCGUAUUCGCUUUAACCUUUCAAGAUUCUCAUACGCGAGCUGUUCUCUUCCUCGCUCGCUUCACAAUACGCUUCCCGAUCAAUUUACAAUACAGUUUCUUUUUUUUUUGGCGAACGAAAGUACACGGAGAAAAAUAAUUUGCUGACACAGCAGAUUUUUUGCUAUUGUAGCAAAAUCUGUUCGUUAUUAUAUGGACAGCAAGAAGAUUUGUUACGAAUACUAAUCGCAAUUUGCUGGAUAUAAUUUGCUGGAUUAACAAAUUAUCCCGAGCAGACAUUUUAGUAGGGUUUUGUUGCUCCUUACAGUUUUUAAUAUGGGGUGGGGUAUCAAUAGGCUUCCUAUUAAAAAAUUCACUUUGUAACUAAUUGUUAAAUUGUGUGAAAUUGUGUUAAGAGGAUCCCCCAGCCUUUGAUGGUGUGCGCCAUCUAAACACGAAACGCAGCAUACAUGAGCACACGGACACACUACUACGAUACAUCACACCCAUACAUAAACGCGAAAAUUUCAUA
Messenger RNA from Vollenhovia emeryi, 2510 nucleotides. RefSeq lists its product as uncharacterized. Gene Ontology annotation, molecular function: guanyl-nucleotide exchange factor activity. The record is from RefSeq and is a predicted model, not a curated record. Lineage: Eukaryota; Metazoa; Arthropoda; Insecta; Hymenoptera; Formicidae. The transcript is spliced from 6 exons. The coding region runs from base 774 to 1760 and encodes 328 amino acids.